AGGCGUUUGGAGGUAACAAAAUGCGACCUCCCGACAGGCAUAUAUUAGAAAUUCAGCUUCUCCCAGUAACGGUCUCUCGGAUGCCAAGUUCUAGUGAUGAAGUCAUUGCGAGCAGGCUGGAGGCUCACAGCCCGGCCAGGAUCCCGACCUGAAUCAGCCUUCGGAGUUCUUCUGUCAGCGGCCCCGCGGACACCGAGGAUAGCAACAUGGCGGAGGAUGUACUCAUCUGCACCAAGCGCAGCGGACGGUCCUCUAGCUGGGGUCAAGAUACUGGAUCUCUCCCGAGUCUUGGCCGUAAGCUGGUCUCGGUCGCAUCAACAUCAUCAGUCGGGACUGACAGUCCUAGGCACCGUACUGUACACAAAUCCUAGCGGACUAUGGCGCAGAAGUCGUCAAGAUUGAAGAUGUCGACCGUGGUGUAAGUCUGGCUGGCCCUCUGGGAUUUCUUCGGCCUCGUCAAGACGUCUUGUAUGGUUUAGACCCUUCGACAGCAAGCUGAAGCAUUGUUUCACAGGAUGAUACCAGGUACUGGACGAUCAAAGGCGAAGAAAAGAUGUGGAAGCCUGGAAUCGGGCCCAUGUCGAAUUACUUCAGUGCGGUCAACAGGAACAAAAAGUCGAUAUGUCUGAACUUGAAGCACCCCAAAGGAAGAGAAAUCUUCAUGGAUAUGGUCAAGGAUUCUGACGUGGUUGUUGAAAACCUCCGACCUGGCAAUAUGGAACGACUGCAGCUUGGCUACCAAGACCUUCGAAAGGUCAACAAGCGAAUCAUUCUCGCAAGCACGUCCGGCUAUGGAGCGGGCGGACCAUUCGAGAAGCGUGCUGGUUAUGACAUGAUCGCCGCCGCUGAAGCUGGAAUGUUGCAUCUGACAGGUGAGCGAGGCGGAGGCCCUGUCCGCCCUGGUCUAGGUAUGACAGACAUGUCGACCGGACUGUAUAUGCACGGCGCUAUCAUGGCUGCUUUGUUCGCUAGAGAACGAACAGGCGAAGGUCAGAAGAUCGACGGCUCUCUCUUCGAAACUCAAGUGGCACUCCUCACCAACGUCGCUCUUUCUUGGCUGAAUGUUGGCGUAGAAGCUGAGCGGUGGGGUGCUCAACACCCAAGCGUGGUUCCAUAUGACGCCUUCAAGACGAGGGAUUUGUACUUCGUCUGCGGCGCCACUAACGAUAAGCAAUUCGCCAAUCUUGUCAAGAUCCUGGGCAGACCAGAGCUGGCCGAAGACCGUAGAUUCAAGACCAAUGGCGAUCGAGUCACCAAUCGACAUGAUCUCUAUACCAUGCUCAGGGAGCUGUUUGUUGCUAAGAGUACUGACGAAUGGCUAGAGGCAUUUGACGGCUCAGGGAUGCCGUAUGCGCCUAUCAACAAUAUGGAGAGGGUCUUCGAUCAUCCUCAAACCAAGGCAAGAGAUAUGGUUGCUGAGGUUGACCUGCCUGCGGCGAAGAAAGGCAAAAUCAAAGUGCUUGGCCCGGCCAUCAAGUUCAGCCACACCAAAGCUACCAUACGCAGCGUCCCUCCAUUACAUGGCGAGCAUACCAAAGAGGUUCUUGAUGCCUUGGGCGUGAAAGACGUGGCGCAAUUGGAGAAGGAUGGGGUUAUAAAGACUAGACAGCCUGCCUCAUAAACGUCUUCUUG
Molecule: messenger RNA, 1632 nt
Organism: Pseudocercospora fijiensis CIRAD86
Lineage: Eukaryota; Fungi; Ascomycota; Dothideomycetes; Mycosphaerellales; Mycosphaerellaceae
Exons: 2
Coding region: 554-1621 (355 amino acids)
Molecular function (GO): catalytic activity
Source: RefSeq, a predicted model, not a curated record